This is a messenger RNA of Cynara cardunculus var. scolymus (artichoke), 510 nucleotides long. RefSeq lists its product as uncharacterized. Lineage: Eukaryota; Viridiplantae; Streptophyta; Magnoliopsida; Asterales; Asteraceae. Bases 96 to 371 code for a protein of 91 amino acids. The transcript has a single exon. The record is from RefSeq and is a predicted model, not a curated record.
UAAAUAUCCCUCAAUGCUUUUAACCACAUACACACAGCCACUUGUAUUCAAACAACUCACACAUUAAGCAGAUCUCAUAGAUAUCAUUCACAGCAAUGGUUGAGUUUUCCUUGGAAGAUUUAUUGAUCAAAGGUGCGAUUUUCGUGAUCGUUCAAGCUCUGGUUUAUCUCAUCCUCUCCAAUUCCUCUGAUGUGUUCUCGAAGAGCAAGAUGAUGAGAUCGUUUAGCUUCAAACCUGCACGAUCUGUUAGUAUUCGCCGAAUGUUUGCUGCAAUUUCGGAUAUGCCUCCCGGCGGCGAGCAGUCUCCGUCGUCAUCUCAGAGAGGGUUUCCGUUCUCGUCGUCGGAAGAUGAGUUCAAUAAAUUUGACUAGAUUUAGCCAUUGUAUUUUAAACAGGGGAAAUUAUUUUUUUAUUCGUCGUAUCCUCUUUGAUUAUAAACAUUUGGAAAUGAAUUGAUUAUCGAUGUAUUUGAACAAAACUACCAAAAAGAAAUUGUUGUCGGAGUUGAAA